AUGACAAAAUCUACUACUGCCUCUCGUGGCCGAGGUGGCACGCGCAGAGGAAGAGUAAAGAACUUUUCCGACUCGCGUGUACAAGCUGCUUAUGAGCGACAACGCGACCUCAAGGCUACCUAUCAAGCUGUUUCUUUUGCCCUCAAGCCCGCGCUUCAGGAGCUUGCCGAGCGUAGCGUUGAUGAGAUGCUACAAAAGCCAGACUCCUACAAGCAAGCCGGGGAAUACUUCCCCACAGUCGCUCAGCUCAAGGACAAGCUUGAUAACAAGCUACGGGAGUGUGACCGACGCCUCGAAUGCGACCUGAAUCUUGCCAAGCACACCUUUUCUGCGGAGAAAUACGUCACCGAAAAAGAAUUUCAGAACGGUGUCUGUGACAUGCUGGAGCAAUUUUACGAAGGCCAAGAGAAUCGCCUGCGUAUACUCGGCUCGCUCCACUCCAAGAAGUUACCUGUUGACAUUCGUGAUGAUCAAUAUGAAUAUCGCGUCAUUAGUGACGCUUACUUGGACAACGAAUUUGGCAUCUACGAAUGCUACAAGAAUGGAUACCUUGUGCCGUACCCCUCACGCGUCAUUGGCACGGAAAUGUGGAGGAAGCACCGUGAAGCCGACGCUGCCGUCACCGCAACUAGAGAAUCUUCCAAUUCUUCCGCAAGAGGCCGAGGAAGAGGCCGUGCAGGCGGUGGUGUCAAACGAAGAGCCGCAGACCAGCCGGACGGCCAGUCCGCUCCCAAAAGAUCUAGUCGCAACACGGACGACAGUCAGCUCCUUGCACACGCUCCCAUAGCCCCAGCUCCAAUGAAAGGGCUGUUGGCCUCGGCUGCCAACGUGGACAAUGAUCCAGAGGCUGCGCUCGGAGAAGAAGAGUCUGUACCAGCUUCUCCAGAACCUCCAUUGCUUAACGGAAACGCUUCCUCAUUCACGGCUCAUUCUCCAAGUCGGCAGCUCGCUCGCGAGAAGAGCCCUCAGCUGCCCAAGAGCAUCGGAGAGCCGGAUGAGUAUGGCGUCCGUACUUAUAGCCAACGACCAUCCAUGCGUGAGAAGGGCAUCAACAGUCGAUUCCUCGCACCCCGUCCGUUCUUGUUCGAUGCGUGGGACAUUGGCUUUAGAGACUCGUCCAACGACUCCACCAAGGGUCACACACGCGCCAAGAGAGGAAAAUAUCUUGAUACUCCGAACAGCAACGGAAUUCACUUUGACCAUUGGUGCAACGGGUACGAUUACUCAGCCGCGCGACCUGAGGACUUUGACCGAGAUUUGGUCAAAAAGCAUGGCGUGCACCCAACAUACGGCAUCUUUCUGCCCUCGAGCAAAAACGAGUCGGAGCCUCCGGAUCCUUAUGUCAUGCCGGGAAAGCCCAACGUGUUUGUUGCCAAUCCGUCUGGGAGAAUAUCCCACGCAUCGAGGUCUUUCCAAUCUACGACAAAUGAACGUCGCUCGGAAGAGCUGCCUCUGCGCACCAAGAUGAAGGCGAAUCUUCGCAGAUUCUGCAAGAUUUCAAAGAUUGACGUCGAGGACUUGUCUAUUGCCGACCAUGUUGAAUCCAAGGACGACCUUCGGCUCAAGUCACUUGGCAUUGCGCAGAAGGAACUAAGCUCGCGGCCUCGAUUGUCCGAGACCACGUCGGAAGCAGAGGCAGAGGCAGGAGCAGGAGCUGAAGUAGACUCAGAAACUGCAACUGGAGCUCAAGCUGAAGCCGAAGCUGAUGCGGUAGCAGAAGCAGACGUUGAAGCGGCACGGGAGGCAGAAGAAAGAGAAGAGGAAAAAGAAGAGGAAGAAGCAGAGACAGGAGAGGGAGAGCAAGAGGAGGAGAAGCAGGUGGAGGAGAAGCUACCGUCGAAAGAACCUGAGCAGCCUGACGGCAUUCUGUCUGCCCUGUCUGUGUUGACUUAUGCCACCGCAUAUGUUGCAGCCCAGGAUGUUAGUCGCGCAGCUCCUCCCCCCGCGAAGCCUGCCCGAUACGAUGCCAUUCGUGAUGUCUUUACAGACUCAAAACCUGAUCCUGCUCCGGCUUUGGAGAGCAACAGCAUGAAGCUGAAAUUUCUCUCAGAACUGUGCAACUUCGAGUCACGACUUCCAGGUUCAACUCCGGAGCGGGAAUCAUCGGGUCAGAGCCACGCGGGCCUUGUCCCUGCCUCUGACAACAGAGCACCUCUGCAGCGACAAGAGCCUCCUCCUGUUGCGUCUUAUGGCCGUGCUCCCAUUCCUUCGAGGGUCAGUCAGGAGCCACCACCUCCAGUCUACAUGCAGAGCCAGGCCGAUCGCAUGACCUUGCCUCCUGCUGGUCCACCUCACGACCGACCUGCUCACGACCGACCUGCUCACGACCGACCUGCUCACGAUCGACCUGCUCACGAUCGACCUGCUCACGAUCGACCUGCUCACGACCGACCUGCCUAUCCCGUGCCCACUCCACAGCAAGAAUACAAGCCGAGUGUCCUUUCGUCCGGUCCAGCCAUGCAAGAGCUUGCAUGCUACUAUCCUCCCCCUCCCCCUCCCCCUCCGCCACCACCUCCUCCGCCACCUCCUCCUUCCAACGGCUCUUAUCCGCCCGACCCUCGCCCUAUCGACCCCAGCUACAAUCCCCGCCGAUUGAGCAGCUACGGGCUUGAAAAUUCACAGCAACCGGUAUACAGCCGCGUAUACUGGCCUCAGCAACCUCCAGCUCCCGCCCCCCCUGGCCCUCUGUCGGCACUGCCAACAGCUGGACCGGUUCCUCCGCUAUCUCAUCAAGCCCAUCCUACCCUUCCUCCAGCACUGCCAGCUUCGAGAAUGUCGUUCUCUCAGACUUUGAACGCGGAACCACUUCCGCCUUUGAGACCGCCUCGCGGCCGCACUCAAUCAGUUCCCGAGGAGCUGUCCUACGACGCCAACAUGCGUGGGGGCAUGUAUAGCUCAUACUAUCCCCCGGCCCCCUCCCGGUCCUACAGUCGUGGAUAUCCCAUCACCGAACCGCAUCAGUCUCAUCUUCUUCACUCCAUGUCUGGCGACAGAACUUUGCCGAAACCGCAACAGGGCGGCCAUUCGUACAUGGGAUCUCCUCCGCCUCCGGCUUACGCAUCGCAUAUCAUGUCGCCCACCUUUUGUACUGCAUCCGGCCUUACGGGAGGGAUGAUGCACAGUCCCCCGGGGACUCCCCAUGGCGGGCCUCCGGGCCCAGUGCAUCGGCACAGAUCGACGCCGUCUGGAUCAUCAGACGCGGGAUCAAACAAGUACCGCAAGCUGCAGCCUGCUCCCGUCCCAGCCCACCGAGCGUGGUCCAACAAGCCUGAGCUGAAGACGAUCCCCUACGAUCAUAAAGAAACAGGGUCCUCUGCCGCGCUGCCCAGCUCGGGUCCCACCCAGAUAAGAGGAUGGAACGUGAACCAGCAUCGCAAGCGGGGCAAGCAGGAGAAAGGGGACUCUUCACUCGAUAGAGACGAAUCCAGAUAG
Ustilaginoidea virens is the source of this 3432-nucleotide messenger RNA. RefSeq lists its product as uncharacterized. The record is from RefSeq and is a predicted model, not a curated record. Lineage: Eukaryota; Fungi; Ascomycota; Sordariomycetes; Hypocreales; Clavicipitaceae. The transcript has 3 exons. Bases 1 to 3432 code for a protein of 1143 amino acids.